UUAUUUGAUUUUCUGUUGUAAUGAACUUUUUUUCUAUAAUUUAAUCUUCAUAAAAAAUUGAGCUUAUGCCAAGUCAUUAGACAAUUGACAUUCAAUGUUGAGUCAAUUUCACAUUUGAUGAUGUACAAUUUCUUCAUGCACAAACAACCCACCAACUAACCCUGAAAACAGAACUCAUGUAAACCUUCUCAAGAGCACAAGAAUAACAGCGGGAUCUCUCCUUCUGGUUACACCAGACCAAAUCACUCCCAAUGGCUCUCUUGUUUCUCAUUCUCCUUCCACUCUUUGGUGUUGGAGAAUCUCAACCCAGUAAUCCAUUAAACCAAACUGAUCUGCAGGUAGCCAUGGAUGACAUGAGAACAUCAUUUUACUAUGGAUUUGUAAUCCUCCUGAAGAUCCUAAACAGUGCACCCAACUCGCUGCAUGAAGGGCAAAUAACUUUCUUGAUGCCCAAUGACGAGGAACUGUCAAAAGUUGCUUUGAAGCUGGACAAUCUCCAAGAUUUCAUUCUCAGUCACUCAAUCCCAAGUGAACUGCUCCUCAGUCACUUGUUACAUUUUCCCAAUGGAACUCUGGUUCCUUCAAGCGUACCCAACAAGAUGCUCAGGAUUACCAACAGUGGAAGAUUAGGUCUGUUCGUGAACAAUGCAAGAGUUGUCACUCCAAAUGUAUGCCUCAACUCUCUGAUAACGUGCCAUGGAAUCAGCACUUCAAUGACAUUUGAUAGUGCUGAUUCUUAUCCUAUAAAAUCUUCAUUUGUUCAUGUGAAAAGGAGACCUGCAUUGCACUGAAAAGGAGACCUCCAUUUGUUCAUAUCGGCUUCAUCUUGGGUAAAUUUCUCGGUGGAAUUAGCUGAGGCUUCUGCAAUUCUCUUGGAUAAGGACCUGCAAUUUUCUCAUCUUCUAGUUGAGAGUUAUAACCUGCUUGUAAGUUCUAUGAUAAAAUGUCCUUUCACAAACUAGUCUCAAUUGGGGCUACCAUUGCUGUAUUUCUCUCUUAUGUUCCCUGUGACGCUAAUAAGCUUGGUAAUGCUAUUGCUAGAUAUGCAUUUUCUGAUU
This is a messenger RNA of Hevea brasiliensis (rubber tree), 1058 nucleotides long. RefSeq lists its product as uncharacterized. The transcript has a single exon. Bases 252 to 791 code for a protein of 179 amino acids. Lineage: Eukaryota; Viridiplantae; Streptophyta; Magnoliopsida; Malpighiales; Euphorbiaceae. The record is from RefSeq and is a predicted model, not a curated record.